CAGUUACUGUAUCUGUGAUAUACAACGUAAUAUGUUUAGCAUUAUUUAUUGCCAUCAUAAUUUAUAUUAAUUUUAUGCUUUUGUAUCAGUAUUAUCUUUGCUUUGCAAUACAAUAUCGCGGUGGUACUUAAUAUCCAUAUUACUUUCAAAUUACUGAUUGCAACAUGCCCGGGCUAAAGAUGAUUGAUUCCACGUUGGUCUAAUAAUGGUCGAUUAAUUGUGAUCUAAUAUAUUAUUAUUGGUUGAAUAUUUAUAAAUAUAUCUGCCACUACACUACGAUGCGUAUUUGCAUUACUGUGCGCGAUUUAUAUGCGCUGCGCUUACAGCGGUCAAAGAAUUGUUGGAUGGGCUUGUAUAUUGAAUUAUUCUACAAUUCAGUUUUUCGUAAGUAUCGGUGAUAUGUAUCAUAAUGUAUGUUAUGUGUCACCACGUUGGUCUAGCCUUGGCUUGCAAUACGUAUUUAUGCAACAAACAACAACAACAAUACGUAAUAAAUCAUCGUUUUUGGUUACUGUGAACAGUUGUACUUGUUGCUUGGCGUUGACCCUCUCCCAUUUGACGGAAAGGAGAGGUCUCGAAAACAACAUGUAUGAUAUAACUGCCAUGAAACCGUAAUUGUCAAAUGCGGUACUCGUUUGGAAGCGCUAUCAUGAAAGCACAACGAUUUCAAGAUCGCUAAAAAUACUCGUAAAUGCUACUAAUAUAUGAAAAUGUUAUAUUUAAUUGCUGACUUACCAACCGUAUAUUGCAUAACUAUAUACUUAUUUUGUCAUAUUGCAUGGUCAAUACUUAGGGUAGUAAUGAAGCCCUCACAAUUUGACCUUAGCUGCGUCGUAUGCUUUCAAGUUUCAGUUUUUAGCUUUUCUUAUUAUCUACUUUGAUAUUUACUUAUUCACUGGAAUCACUGCUGGUUCAAGAUUACUGCAAAGCCAUAAAUCAUCGAAAUAUUAUUUAUAAUAAUGCUUACUCCCAAGCCACUGAAGCAGCACACAAAAUUAAUUUGAUAUUAUUAUUAUUCCUGCACGUACUCCAUUCUGCUCAAAUAAGCCAUGCCACCCGCGGCGGAAUUGACAGUUAAACCCAGCUAUCCCAUUGCCGCCAAGCUGAAAGGUCCCGGGCCUGGAACAUAUCUGUUACCCAGUGCAAUCGGAUGGCGAAAUCACAACCCCACUCUAAAACGGUGUCCAGCGUACACUUUCAGGAUGCUGCUCACAAUAAAGAGUAAAGGCACAUCGCCGGGGCCGCAGUAUGGAUUCUCACCCAAAUUAACCAACCGAGGAAUUGUCCAUGCGCCGGCAUUUUCCAUGGGAGCUCGUUUACCGGAAGCUAGGGGCGACAACACUCCGGGGCCAGGCGCACAUAACGUCGAGAGGAAUUUUCCAACAAAAUACAGAUCUCCUGCUUGGCAUAUGGCAUUACCAGCGCUUAAGGACAAACCCAAUUCCAAUCCUGCUCCUAACGUGUACGAAAUUCCGUAUAUUACCGGCACCAAGCAUCCUUGUUUCACUGACACGCCACGAUUCACAAUGCGUAUUAAACCGUUGAUUGGAGGAUUCACGCAAGACUUCACCAAGACACCCGGCUCGGCGGCCUAUACUGCGGUCAAUUUGGAGAAAAUCAAGCAGCGAUCCCCGGCCUACACGAUGCAGGACAGACGACCUUUGCCAAUGGGUUUCCACGUACCUGGUCCAGCCGCCUACACACCAUCCAUGAUGAACAAGCCCCGCUAUCCAUCCUAUUCCCUGGCUUCGAAGCAUUCCCCGUACACAACGCCAUACAAAGAAAACAAUCCUGAUCUAGCCCUGCACUGGGAUUACUAAAUCAAUAACUGCAAGCUGUCAAUCAAUGCAACAACGCAGAUGCACGGUAAACGAAGUGGAUGCAAAACCCACAGUCACUAAACGAGCCCGAACGUGUUGGCACUAGAUGCCAAUGCCUCAUCCUGGCCUUCGAUAACAUUCCCGUCUUCAUCAAAUCGACUGCAACGCUUCUUCCACUGACACGAUUUACACCAGAGAUCACGGCGAGAUAUUCCGUACAUUUUCCGACAACGAUUACCACGGCCCCGGCUCUUCCUCAAUCCUCCUAAUUUCAGCUUGGGUGGCAUGGCAGUUUCUGCUUUCUUCAUACCGGCAACCUACAAAAUUUCAAAGCAAAUUAAUACUAGUCUAAGGAAGCUCAUUGUCUGCACCUCAAAAUCUGUUAUAGCCACGCCAGAAGACCAGAACAGCACGGUAUUACUGAUACGGUGAUACCGUAUCAGCAAUUCAUGAACAUGAACCACGGCACUUAUUGCGCACAGGCCCACGGUUACGGCUACAAGGAACAGUUUAUACUGAAGGAUAUGAUCCGAAAAUUCUUUUCGAAGCUUACUGGUGAACUGAAGCAAGAAACAGGAAAAAAAACAAGCCUAUUCGAACGGUUGAAUUUGAUGCAUUCAACACCUCGAGCGACAAAAAAAGCAGACAAAGCCGCCUGGAAGAUUCAAGAUACAGAUUUUCCUUUCCUUCACGUUAACGGAAAACUGAAGAAUAUAUCUGCGGGCCGGAAAUAUCUGUCGGCAUACUUCCGGUCCCGUGAGAGUACUUGACAAUUGUAAUAACCCGCAUUUACCCCAUUUUUAUUAUUCCGUCGCUUUUUUAUCCGUUGGGGACCGUUUUCGGCGGUUCGAUCUGAAGGGGUAGUUUUGGUCACUCUUAUACUGAUUUCGCCCAGAGAAGAUGCUGCACUUCCCACUUGGGCACCGCUUCCUGGCUGCGAAGAUAAUGUGGUCUGAAAUGUUGAAAUAUCUUUUUACAAACGGGCUCACUUUUAGAAAGGGACCGAGAGCAACCAACAGUUUU
Messenger RNA from Paramacrobiotus metropolitanus, 2843 nucleotides. Its product is annotated as outer dense fiber protein 3-like. Lineage: Eukaryota; Metazoa; Tardigrada; Eutardigrada; Parachela; Macrobiotidae. Bases 1050 to 1820 code for a protein of 256 amino acids. The transcript is spliced from 7 exons. The record is from RefSeq and is a predicted model, not a curated record. Gene Ontology annotation, cellular component: cytoskeleton.